Molecule: messenger RNA, 720 nt
Organism: Drosophila erecta
Lineage: Eukaryota; Metazoa; Arthropoda; Insecta; Diptera; Drosophilidae
Exons: 3
Coding region: 2-604 (200 amino acids)
Source: RefSeq, a predicted model, not a curated record
UAUGAAGUGCGCAACAUCAGUGUUAUGUACGUUGCUGAUUCUGUGCCAAAUUAUUGGUCGGUCACUUGAAUUGAGCCACGAUUUUGUGCCUAUUAGCGAGGAAAUACUUAGUAAGUGCGAGGACAAGCCGGAAAUGGGCUAUUUGGAUGAAUUUGCGGAUUUUUCCCACUUCAUUCGCAAAAGGAGUUCUUCUGGAAUUAAUAUAUCAGGAAACAUCACAACGAAAUGGGAUGUAAGCCCAUCGGAUAUCGUCGAGGUUGAUGUUACCAUACUAAAGCUGGAAGGAAAUAAGUGGAAACCGACAGCAUUUAAAGGGAAUGUUAAUGAUUUGUGCAAGUCCUUUUACGACAAGAACACUAUUUAUUAUCCCUAUACGACACAACACGUGGUUAACAGGAAGACAGUGAAGGAAAAAUGCAUUAACACUCCAGGAACUACAUUGCUGUUGGAGCCCUUUGUCUUGAAAAUAUCAUUCAGCUACGCAGUUCCUCUAAGUGUGGGACGCCACAAGGCCGUUCUCGUAUUUUCUGCCAUUGACAAAGCCGGCGUUAAGCGUCCUCGGGAUACAUGCCUGGAAAUUGUCGGUGACAUUGUAAAUGCCUAAUCGCAGGUACAUAGUCUUGUUCCGUUGAUAAUUUGCUCUGAAUUUGAUUAAUCGUAGUAAUGAUAUCGAUUUUGGUGAAGGGAAUAUUUUUGCGACAAUAUAUUAUUUGCAACAAA